This is a messenger RNA of Trichomonas vaginalis G3, 207 nucleotides long. RefSeq lists its product as uncharacterized. Lineage: Eukaryota; Parabasalia; Trichomonadida; Trichomonadidae. The record is from RefSeq and is a predicted model, not a curated record. The coding region runs from base 1 to 207 and encodes 68 amino acids. The transcript has a single exon.
AUGUGUGUUGAAGUAGACAGCGAGAAUGCACAAAAUGGAAAAGGAAGAGUUCUCUCAGAGCUUCCGGAGCCAUAUAAUCCAGAAAACAGACCGACAAGCGAUGAUACACUUCGAACUCCAUCACACGAGACUGAACUCGUCAAGACCUCGCUUACAAAAGCAGCAAGUAAGGGCAAUCCAAUAGAAGAUGUUUCAGUUUCAUCUUAA